AUGGCUCCCUUAAUCGCCACCAUCGACCCCAGCGACGACGCCGUCUUCAGCGGCAUCACGACCAAGGCUGUCACAAAGACCUCGAGUGGCCAGCGCGCUCUGCUACUCGCCCCCCCGUCCCUCGCCUCGCACGCUGACGCCCUCGCGACCGUCCUCACACAAUAUGACCGCACCAUUACCGAUCUUCAGAUGCUCGAUCGUCUGUCCGCCGGUGUAGUCAAGCUUCCCAGUGCACAGUACGACCUGAUCCUCGUUCUUUCCGACGCCACUGCCACGCUCACCGAGUCGCUCGGCCUGUUGGACCGCACCGUCGUGGGCGCCGUCGCCGACUCACUUAGACCCCGAGGCCAGCUGCGCGCCGAGAGGGCUUCUGAGAACCUCGAGGCCACGCCGCUCGCCAAGGAGGCCGUCCUCGCGGGCCUGGUUGGCAGUGGUUCUGGCGGCUUCACCAAGCCCGACUACGGCGACAACGACGGCGCCGUGUCGCUGAAGCUCGGCUUUCGCAAGAAGAAAGUGAACGCGCCCCCCGCUGCGGCUCCGGCUCCGGCGCCCGCCGUCGGCAGCACCAUUCUCAACGGCCAUAACAGCAACGGCGGCGCCAACAAGCCCGCUGUCCCUGCUGGCGUCGGCUUCGACUUUGGCGAUGAUCUCGACGACGACAUCAUCGACGAAGAGACGCUCAUGACCGAAGAGGACCUGAAGCGCCCCAUCAACAUCCCCCUCGAGUGCCAGCCAAAGCCUGGCAAGCGCCGCCGUGCCUGCAAGGACUGCUCGUGCGGUCUCGCCGAGCGCCUCGAGGCCGAGGACGCCGCCAAGCGCGCCGAGACCGAGAAGACGCUGGCCAGCUUCAAGCUCGCCGCCGAGGACCUGGCCGAGGUGGACUUUACCGUCCAGGGCAAGGUCGGCUCGUGCGGCAACUGCGCGCUCGGCGACGCGUUUCGCUGCGACGGCUGCCCUUAUAUCGGCCUGCCGCCGUUCAAGCCCGGUGAGGAGGUGCGCCUGCUCAACAAUGACGUGCAGUUGUAA
Messenger RNA from Beauveria bassiana ARSEF 2860, 1026 nucleotides. Its product is annotated as anamorsin family protein. Lineage: Eukaryota; Fungi; Ascomycota; Sordariomycetes; Hypocreales; Cordycipitaceae. The record is from RefSeq and is a predicted model, not a curated record. The transcript is spliced from 2 exons. Bases 1 to 1026 code for a protein of 341 amino acids. Gene Ontology annotation, cellular component: cytoplasm. Gene Ontology annotation, biological process: iron-sulfur cluster assembly. Gene Ontology annotation, molecular function: iron-sulfur cluster binding.